UGUUUUCAUUGCCUGACACAACAUUAUUAUUGGUUCAGUCCGCGACGAACUCUCAACGAGGGCGGUUGUAUCGCACAGAUAGAAUAUCCCCCAGAUAUAUCCGCCGCUCGGGCACACAUAUCGGCAUCGCAUUUGUUGAGCUUGUGCUGCUACCACGCGCGCCAAAAGUCCAAAAAGUGAAGAAACCAAAAAUAAAUAUGUGAGUGGAAAAGGCAAGACGUGUGUGUUGAAUGUGCAUUUAUUUUAGGCAUCGGCCCGAAGGCAAAUGUGAAGUGUAAGCGACAAAAAGAAUACAAAGUUAAAUAAAUUAUAUUAAAACAGAAAUAGCCCAACGCCGGCGUUGGUAGAGCGAGAUAGGGCCUGAAUUAGCACGCAACAUUUGACGAAAUGAGAGCGACACCGAAAACCGAGUUUCUGGCCCACUGGCCGUCGCUACCGUGGCUGCUUCUUUUCUUCUUUUUGGGAUUGACUCUGGGAUACGUCCCCUCGGAGGCGGAUGCUGCCGUCGGUGCUUAUGGGGCCUCCUUCAUCUCAAAUCCGGCCAUCUAUGCCUACAGUGUCGAGGCCAAUGAGCAACAGCAGCCGGGGCUGGGGCAGGAACAGGAGCAGCAACCGGAACAGAAAUUGCAACAACAACUGGACCGGGACAACGACAUCAAGUUUGCCACAUCAAACGGCAAUCUGAAUUCUAAUUCGAAUCUGAAUCGUAAUUACUACUUCACCGAUGCCAACAGUGUCGACGAGCCCAAUCAAGGUCUGGAUGCCAAUUCGAAUCCCGAUCCGACACCCUCACUGGCCACGCCCCCAGCCACUCAGCCCGUUCCCCAGACGGGCUGCACCCUGGACCGGUUGGCCGUCUACAAGGUGGUGCUCCAUACCUACUGGACUCGCGAACUGUUUCCCAAACACUAUCCGGACUGGCGACCCACAGCUCAGUGGACCAAGACAUUAGGUCGCACCCACAAUGCCAACUAUGCGCUCUACCACAUCGGGCAGCCGGCGACAGCGGCCGUCAAACAGUUUGCGGAGACUGGUCGCACAGAUCUCCUGGACAGCAAUGUCGGGGAGCAGCAGCAGCAGCAGAUGCAGGCCCAGGCCCAGGCCCAGAUCCAGAUGCCAAGGCAGACGGGCAAAUCCCCGUUAGGUGCAACAGCCAGGACAGCCACUGGCCCCAGUGAGAGGAGCAGCAACAAUGAGAGGAGCGUUUUCGACGAGUUCAGCAUGCCGGCCAUCCAAAUGGGCGCCGGGCGCAGCGAGGCGAAAGUGUUUGUCGACAGCAAUCACAGUCUGGUCUCGCUAAUGACACGCAUUGUUCCCUCGCCGGAUUGGUUCAUAGGCGUUGAUUCGUUCGAGCUCUGCGUGGGUGGCUCCUGGAUCGAUACGGUCACAGUUGAACUGGACCCCUUGGAUGCGGGCACCGACAACGGCUUCACCUUCACCGCGCCCAACUGGCCAACAGCUCCGCAGGGUGUCAUCUAUCGGAUCACCUCCCGUUAUCCUGCCCAUCCGGCGGGAAGUUUUUAUUAUCCGAAGAGCAAGCGGCUACCGCCCAUCGCCACGUUCCAGUUCAUCAAGCUGAAGGAGUACGAGCUGAGCGAGGUGUUUAACAUCGCCGAGGACGAUCGCAAGUACGAAACGGUCCAGACCCAGACCCAUCUCGAUGCGGAGCACAAUCACGUGGAGAUGAACAACGAGCUGUCCGCCAGUAUCGAACGGGAGCGACAAACGGAGCAGCAGCAGCAACUGCAGCAGCAACAGCAACAGCAGCAGCAGCAGAAAAAGUUGCAAUUCGACGACGAGAAGCAGCGAAUUCGCUCCCAGCUGUUGGCCAAAAUGAAUCCCAUCUACAACAACAACAAUAGCGUAGUGCCCAAGAACGACAAGCAUGCCAUCAUGCAGAGCAUCGCCAGCAGCUAUCGACGUGCCACAGAUGCCGGCCACAUCAAUGCCACGCAGUUGCAACAAUCGCAGGCCAUCGCAGGCGGCGGUGCGGCACGUCGACGGGGAUCGCAGCUGAGGCGCCGCGACUGCCGGGUGAGCCACUGGUCAGAGUGGACGGCCUGCAGCAAGAGCUGCGGCAUCGGGGAGAUGCAUCGCUACCGCAAGGUCAUCAAGCACGGCAAGCGGGGCGGCCGGCCGUGUCCGGCGCUCCAGCAGUCCAAGUGGUGCGGCACCGAGCGCAACUGUCACGGGUCGCAGACCUAUUUUAAUUGGUCCGACUCCGACACAUGAACGAGCCACUCGGUGGCGGCCCAGGCGAUAUAAAUAUAAUUUUAAUUUAAGGCGUAAGAAUUGCUUUUUCUGUGUGAACAAGAAAGACCAUAGCAAGGCCAUACGGUGGUGGAUCACUCCCGCCUCCCGACAAGGUUUUUUAAUUUAAAUUUAGAUUACCAUACGAAACUGAUUUUAAAGCAGCCGGCACAGCACAGCAAAUGCAGAGACAUCAAUGGAAAAAGUGAAUUAAAUUAACGACGACGACGCUGG
This is a messenger RNA of Drosophila ananassae, 2484 nucleotides long. RefSeq lists its product as uncharacterized. The coding region runs from base 388 to 2232 and encodes 614 amino acids. The record is from RefSeq and is a predicted model, not a curated record. Gene Ontology annotation, cellular component: plasma membrane. Lineage: Eukaryota; Metazoa; Arthropoda; Insecta; Diptera; Drosophilidae. The transcript has 6 exons. Gene Ontology annotation, biological process: actin cytoskeleton organization.